Molecule: messenger RNA, 4304 nt
Organism: Paramuricea clavata
Lineage: Eukaryota; Metazoa; Cnidaria; Anthozoa; Malacalcyonacea; Plexauridae
Source: the annotation of a GenBank genome assembly
CGUAUACAUGUUCUUAAAUAGUCCAAUCUUUCUUUCAAUUUAGUUGUGUCCAUCCUAAUCAUACGUAGGAGACUGUCUUUCAAAGAAAAUCUGAAAAUAAAAAAUCAGGUGCGUAUAACCCUAUUGUCUAGAAACAUUUGCAAGGAAGACGCUUGCCAACCAAGUUGAAUUGAAACAAUGAGCAAAACAGAAGUAUAGAUAACAAAUAAUAUUUUACUGUUACGCUAAUUAAGUAUUUUAGUAUGUGUUGCAUGUUGUGUACGUACAUCAGCGGUAUUUUAGGGACCAGCGCAUGGGCAAGUUACGGCGAAAGGCAAGCUGAUAUUUCAUUUGCUAAUCCAAUGCUUAUACCACUGGAGUAACGAGUACAUGUCGGAUCUGCAACACCAUCAUCACAUUAGCGUUCUUGCAUGCCGGCAUUUCAUAUCAAAUUUCGAGAAGCCAUAGAAAGUAAUGCAUUUUGUAUUAUGAUUCAUACAGCUCCCUAGCCUGUUCAUGUAGAAAAAGUGCUUAAACUUCUUCGGCGACCAAAUAACGCAAUAAACAAUGGCGUAGCCAUUUCUUACUUCGACACAGGGGCGGAUCUAGGAUUUUUCGUACCUCAGUCAAAAAUUUUUGGCGGACGGGGCGUUGUCAGCGCUGGGCGUGGUCUCGACUGGGCGUGAAAAACGUAUUUAGAUUAAAUUUAAAUUGAUAAACUCAAACGAACAUUUGAUUCUUAUCCAUUGUAAGAAAAACUACAAAUGCACAAAGAUAUAUUGAUCCUAUUCCAAUACAAAAUUUUAUGGAUAUAUUACUAUGAUAUAGUACAUUAAAACUCAGCAGCAAUUUAAUAACAUGUUUGCCUGUGGAUUAAUCAAUCGUCGUCAUAUUGAUACUAUACCUAUAAGUGUAUCAUUGUAAAACUUGUAAAAUCAUAUGGCAGCAAAUGCAUUAAGGAAAUAUACUGUUCUGUUACCAAAAACGCAGAACUAUACAAAUAAUUGCUAGUAGCCUCAGACCCCAAAAAACAACCAGAUAUUCAUUAACUAAGUCAAACACUAUUACAUUAACAAGAUAUAAAGAUGUUAUGUCAAAUAUUAAUAAACUAGUUACAUGAGAAUGGCUACGAGUCAAUGAGAUUUUCAAGCUAGCUUAUUAAAUAUUUCACAUCAUCAUGUUACACCAGACCAAUGCGGUCUAACAAGGCGUGUCGAUAGGCUAUGGACAAACAGUAUUCUAUAAGGCCGACAUGUUGUGUGAUCGAUGCAUAAAUAUAAAUAAAUCUUAAAUAAAACUUCACUAUAAACACGAGAAUCAACAAAUGCUUACAAUGUGGACAUUGAAUAAAACAUAUUUUAGCUUCUUGACGCGAGAAUUAUGCUAAUACAGCAUAGCGAAUAUUAAAAUAUCAUAUGUCAAACAAUCAUUAACAACACCGACGGCUUUGGAUACAUCAUUAUAAAACCAUAAAUUUCUCUACCUUAUUGCAGUGCAAGCUUUGUCUUUCUUAUCUCGAACAUUCUUCGGAAUGUAGCUCUCUGCGCCAAAAUUUCUAGCGAGGCUUCUGCUUGUGUUGUUGAUGGCGCUCACUUUGCCGUUCAGUAGCUCGUCCACAGUCGGGCACAGAAUUUGUCCGUGAAGCAUCGAUAUUCUUCUCAAGCUCCGUAUACAAACGUUGUAGAGAUUCUAAAUCGUUUGCCGCAAUCGCAAACUGAAUAUUGUCGAAAAUGUUUCCAGAUAUCGCUGGCAGAGAUCGCUCGUAAAAAUAUAAUAGUAAAAUUUCUCACAUGCCAGACGUUCGAAAUAGUAAACAUUCAGGAGGUAUAAAACACCAAAUGCCGUGUUGACGAAUACCCCACGCUGCGAAUCCGUCGAAAAUAUAAGCCAAUGACAGUGCAGAAUAUUUUUAAAUGGUUCAAUCAGAAGACUCAUACAGAGCCCUUGAAUCUGCAAAUCCGUCAGGCCUCCCCACAGAUCCGUCGCAAAUGGCUGUAACCAUGGAAAUGAGCGCGUCAGCCAAUCAGAUAGCCGGAUUCAACCCCCGAAUCCGUCAACAUUCAUGCGUAAGACCGCUGUUCGUGACUGACUAACAUUACUUUGCCGAAGCUCUGCCGCAGCAUGAAACGUAUAACUGGACUACGAUUCAAAAUUUUAAUAACUCGAUCUACUGGCCGCUAUAGAUAGCUGGAGUCGAAUUUUUUAAUUAAGUAGGCAAUUUUUACUUCAGUCGCGCGACUGACUUGACGACCCCUAGAUCCGCCCCUGCUUCGACAAUCAAUUACAAUGUUUCUUUGCUAUUCCAAGUUUUGCGUCUCGUAUUUAUACUAGCUGAAUUAAGACAUCUGCUAAGUAAUUCAUAUACACCUUUGACCAAACUUUUGUGAUCAAUAAUUAUGCCCGAAACGCUUGACAUAUACCCAUUCAAGAAAAGAUUAUUCGUUAAAUUCAUAUUUCGUUAAUUAUAUACUUCAACUAUUAUGGGAGAAGUGAAUAAAGUCCAAUCUACCCGUUUUCUGUAUUUUCUUGUGUUCUCAUCAAGAAUGAGUAAUUGGGCAUAUUUCUGUUUUACAUAACGAAAUUCAAAUUAUUUGCGCCAUUUUUCGUUGCAGGCGUUUAAUAUUUAAACUUUUAAAUAACCAUUUUUUUUAAUUUUCAUCAAUUUAUUUGAAGAUUAUCAUUGCAAUUUCAUAAACAAGACUUAUAUAUAGAGAACCUUUCCAUUAUCCUAUUAUUUCUUUUUACUGGUAUAGAUGACAGGAGAAUCUCGCAUUCGUCACCACAAUUUAGGUGACGAUGCUGUAGGUUAUGCUUUCCACAAUGCUAUUUAUGACGACGCUAGUGAGAAGAAAAAAACUGAGAAUAUGGAUGAUGUUCGUCUCUCAUCUUCCGUUGAGUUGAAGAACGCCCAAAGUGAUGUGGUCAAUGUGAAGCCAACUGAGACAACAUCGGCAUUUGAAAAUCCAGCUUUUGAAGAAAUGUCUGCUUGCUGAAUAAAAUUCUGAUCUUACUUAUUUAACUCGUGUAUUGGAAUAUUGGCAAUGAUAGUAUAAUGAUUUUAAUAAUAAUGAUCAUAAUGAUGAUAAUAAUAAUGUGUGGAUACAGAUAUGUACACAGAUCUAAAGCUUGAUUUUUAGAGACAUUGAUUAUUUGAAUGGGGAUUUGAUAUAUACUCGAUAACACCAUUAACUUAUAUAGAUAUUCAUAGUCUGUGAAGAUAUGAUGGUCUGCAAUCCCGGAAAACUAUAAACCACAAAAUACCGGGUGGCCCAAAAAAAAGUACUCCGGUUUGAUUCGAAAUAACUUCUAAACAAGUAAAGCUUUUAAAGAGAAAUAACUUGCAUCAAAUAGAGGAAGGACUAACUUAGAUUUUGAUAUGUUACAGUUGUAUUUUACUUAAAAAUUUACGGAGAUAUUAAUGUUUAAAAUCGGGAGCAUAUUUCUUGAUGUGUCUGAAAUAUGCCAAAAACAGCGUAUCAAAUAUUAAUCAAGAUUUACCCGACUGAAACAUGCACUAUUACCUGUAAAUAAAUGACACUUGACAAAUUGUUUAUUAUGAAACAAAGUAUUAUUAUCUACAAAAUACAAGCAAGAUUUAUUCGUCCGAAAUCCGCGUGUGUUUCUAGCACGAAUACGUUUCCUUAUUUCAUGAGACCACUGCAUCGCGAAGGAUCGUCAUGGAUCGUUCGUAGUUCUGAAUUAGGGCACGCUGUCACAUUGGAAUUGUGAAUUUUCUAACUUCACAUUGAAUGAAUUUUCUAACUUCUGCAACGUUCUGAAAUCUUGUUAAGAACACCCAAACUCUUUUGCCUUUCUUAAACUUGGCAAGUUCAGAAUAAACUGAGAAUGAAACACAAUCAAACCAUACAACUCCAUAAGUAAAGACAUAACAAGCAUGCAACUCCCCAGAGACAUCCAACAUUUUUGGAACAAAACGUAACAAAAUAGUAGCUUUGAUACUGUGAUGUGUAUUUGCAAAAAGCAAUAUUAUUUUCUCCAUUAAAGAACAAUAUUAAUCCUGCUCUAACCGAGAAAUAAUCAACUUUGUUUUGAACCCAUGAAAAACAUAAAAAAUAGGUUAUUUAAGAAAAAUUGAAGCGCCUGCCUUGCAUGGUCUUUCAGUACCUUAAGUUUGCAAAGACCUAUUAAAUACUUACAUAAUUUCGAACGUUCAUAGUUCAGGAAACAAUAAGUUAAGACUUACAUGUAAGAUGUCUAAAUCUACGCCAUAUCCCUUACAAACCCUAACGACAAUUCGCUGAAAUACAAUUUACCCUGAUAUGUCAUUAAGCAAACAAACGCUGGAGUUAAAAUUUGAUACGCCG